Messenger RNA from Aspergillus wentii DTO 134E9, 1644 nucleotides. Its product is annotated as sugar porter family MFS transporter. The transcript is spliced from 5 exons. Bases 1 to 1644 code for a protein of 547 amino acids. Gene Ontology annotation, biological process: transmembrane transport; carbohydrate transport. NCBI's taxonomy places the organism in Eukaryota, Fungi, Ascomycota, Eurotiomycetes, Eurotiales, Aspergillaceae. Gene Ontology annotation, cellular component: membrane. The record is from RefSeq and is a predicted model, not a curated record. Gene Ontology annotation, molecular function: carbohydrate:proton symporter activity.
AUGGAUGACAAAAUUUUUGACGACAAGGAGAUCAAGGAAGGCUUCACCGACCAUGAAGAGACUAUCUCGGCGGAGAGGGAACCAUACGGACCUCCAGGUCUGAAAGGCCUGGUGGCCAACCCGUUUGUGUUCCUCUGCGCUGCCUGUUCCACUCUAGGAGGUCUUGUCUUUGGUUAUGAUCAAGGUGUCGUGUCGGUGAUCUUGGUCAUGGACCAGUUUCAAGAGCAGUUCCCCGAGAUUGCUCCCGGCUACUCAGGUGCUGGUUUUUGGAAAGGUCUCAUGACGGCAAUGAUUGAGCUUGGAGCAUUGAUUGGUGCGCUCAACCAGGGAUGGAUUGCAGACAAGUACUCGCGUCGGUAUUCAAUCGUGGUCGCUGUCGUUAUCUUCACCAUUGGCUCCAUUCUUCAGACCGCUGCCGUGGACUAUGCGAUGUUGACGGUGGCUCGAUUUAUUGGAGGUCUGGGAAUUGGCAUGCUUUCCAUGGUUGCUCCUCUUUACAUUGCAGAAAUCAGUCCUCCGGAGUGUCGUGGUACUCUGCUAGUCUUGGAAGAGUUUUGCAUUGUGACUGGAAUCGUCAUUGCGUUCUGGAUUACUUACGGUACCCGAUUCAUGCCUGGAGAAUGGUCAUGGCGACUUCCCUUUCUCCUGCAGAUGAUUCCUGGUUUUAUUCUCUGCGCAGGAGUGAUUGUGCUUCCAUUCUCCCCUAGAUGGCUGGCCUCUAAGGGAAGGAAUGAGGAGGCUCUUCAAACUUUGUCCAAGUUGCGCAAGCUGCCACCAACCGACGACCGAAUCCGCCAGGAAUUCAUCGAUAUCCAGGCCGAGGUUCGAUUCCACCAGGAGAUGAACGUCGAAAAGCACCCGGACUUGCAGGGCGGUGGAGUCAGGAAGUCUGCUCUUCUGGAGCUGGCUUCGUGGGCAGAUUGCUUCAAGAAGGGCUGCUGGAAGAGAACUCACGUCGGUGUCGGCAUUAUGUUCUUUCAACAGUUUAUCGGUAUCAAUGCACUGAUCUACUACUCGCCAACACUUUUUGAAACCAUGGGUCUGGACACAGACAUGCAGCUCCUCAUGUCUGGUAUUCUCAACAUCACCCAGCUGGUCGGUGUGGCCACCACUGUCUGGUCGAUGGACCACUUUGGAAGACGGUUUCUGCUCUUGUCUGGUUCGACUCUCAUGGCAAUUGCGCACAUUGUCAUUGCCGUUCUGGUUGGAUUGUACUCGUAUGACUGGCCGUCUCACACCGGACAGGGUUGGGCCAGUGUUGCUCUCCUCUUGUUUUAUAUGCUUGCCUUUGGAGCAUCAUGGGGACCAGUGCCGUGGGCCAUGCCAUCAGAGAUUUUCCCGUCGUCGCUUCGUGCGAAGGGUGUUGCGCUGUCUACCUGCAGUAACUGGCUGAACAACUUCAUUAUUGGUCUCAUCACCCCUCCGUUGGUUCAAGACACUGGAUACGGAGCAUAUGUAUUCUUUGCCAUCUUCUGUCUCCUGUCCGGGGUGUGGACAUUCUUCUUUGUGCCAGAAACGAUGGGCAAGAGUCUGGAGGACAUGGAUGGAAUCUUCAAGGACAACUCCAGCGAAGCCGAAAAAGAACGAAGACACGCGAUUGAGGUAGAACUACUGCGGGCGGAGCGUCAGAGUGGCAAUGCCUGA